Molecule: messenger RNA, 1562 nt
Organism: Pezoporus flaviventris
Lineage: Eukaryota; Metazoa; Chordata; Aves; Psittaciformes; Psittacidae
Gene: TMEM200B
Product: transmembrane protein 200B
Exons: 2
Coding region: 77-1441 (454 amino acids)
Source: RefSeq, a predicted model, not a curated record
UGACCAGCGCUGGGGAUGAGUCGGAGGAGCGGAGCCAGCCUGGGUGAGGGAGCUCGUGUCGUGAGUCACCGGCUGGAUGUUCCCAUGUGCCGGAGGCCGGGGAGGAGCUUGGCACAUGGCCCUGUGCUGGGAGCAGCGAGGACCUUGGGGAAGUCAAGCAGGAGGAGCGGCCGGGCCGGACACGAUGACCGCGAAGAGCACCGAGAGCAACGGGCCCAUGCGGGAGCCAGAGCCGGGGGGCACAAGGUCCCCGGUGCCCCCGGUGCCCCCAGUGCCCCCAGCCCCACCGCGGCGCCGGGGGCAUCGUCUGCGGCGGCGCAAGUCCCCGACGGAGGCGCCGGUGAAGGGGCAGCUCCGCAUGCGCUCGCCAUCGGGAGCCUUCGUCAUGGUGGGCAUCUCGGUGGUCCUGGUGGGCAUGACCAUCGCCGUGGUGGGCUACUGGCCCCACCGCGGAGCUGGGGCCGCCGGUGCCGCCAACGUCACGGGGGACGUGAGGAGGGAGGUGGCGGCCGCGCGCCACGUGCCCCACAGCGAGAAGCUCAAGUUGAUCGGCCCCGUCAUCAUGGGCAUCGGGCUCUUCAUCUUCAUCUGCGCCAACACCAUGCUGUACGAGAACAGGGACAUGGAGACCCGCAGGCUCAUGCAGAAGGGGCUCUACUGCAUGGUGGCGGCUCUGCCCGAGGGGACCGGCCCCGGGGACGGGCACUGCCAGCACGGGAACACCCAGCCCGUGCCCAAGGCCAACGCUGAGUGCGUGGAGGGCUGCUACCGCGUGGACCUCUCGGGCCAGCCCUGCCCCGGCACCGGCACCAAGUGGUCCAACUGCUACGGCUCCACCAGGCUCCAGACCACGGCCGAGUUCCUGCAGCGCCCGGCAGCAUCUCCCGCUGCCUCCCUGCUCAGCCUCCGCUCCGGUGCCUCCGCCGAGGCCAACCUCGGCUUCUCCCCGCAGCCCGGGGCCGAGUCCCUCCUCUCCUCGGCUGUCAGCGCCUUGGCGCUGCCCGUCAUCAAGCUCAACAACUGCCUCUUGGAUGCAGCAGCGCGAGGGGGCCCUGCAGAGCCCCACCAUGAAGCCCCGCAGCUCUCCCAGCCUGGUGGCAGCAGCAGCAGCACCGUGCCCCACGGCCACGACCCUGGUGGUGGCCACAUCAUCAUCAACGUGGAUGGAGGCGCGGAGCCGGUGGUGAUGGAGCUCGGCCCCGAUGCGCAGCUCCACGCCCCGGGGCACUCCAAGUCCCUGGACCUCGGCCAGCCCGGGGUGCUGCUGGUGGCCCCCAUCAAGGACCGUAAGAACCGGAGCUGGCCGCGGCUGGACCACGUCAGCCUGGUGGGUUACAGCAAGCUGGAGAGCACCGGCGAGUCCUCGGACCGGCUGCUGGAGCACAGCGAGCCCCGGCCCAGCUCCUGGGCGGUGGGGAUGGAGCAGGGAACGCGGGUCUGACACCCCCAGCCCCUCACCCUGCUCCCCAGCACCCACCAGAGACCCCACAUCCGGGGGUUGGGGUUCAGGGGUGCUGAUGUGAAGCAGUGCCAAGAGGGAGGUCUUGACCUGGUGCUGCUGC